GACACGGUGUGCUUCCGGUACAACGAGUGUGUUGACCAGCCCGCAGCCUUUUUCUCUUGGCUUUCUGUAGAGCAGUCUCUCCUCCAGUGUCCCAGCUCCCUUUUACCCCUCUCUCUCGUACGGCGACACGCAAACCGUUGAACUGCUGGACAUGGCAUCUGUUUCUGCUCCUGCUCAGAGUUCCUCUGCUGGGCUCCAGAGAGGGAUAGUUAAGAUGGUCCUGUCCGGGUGCGCCAUCAUCGUGCGCGGUCAGCCUCGCGGCGGCCCGCCACCGGAGCGUCAGAUCAACCUUAGCAACAUCCGAGCCGGCGCCUUGGCCCGGCGUGCCGCCCAGAGCCAGCCCGACACCAAGGACACCCCCGACGAGCCGUGGGCCUUUCAAACCAGAGAGUUCCUGCGGAAGAAGCUGAUUGGCAAAGAGGUGUGCUUCACCGUGGAGAUCAAGACCCCCCAGGGCCGCGAGUACGGCAUGGUCUACCUGGGAAAAGACACAACAGGCGAGAACAUCGCAGAGUCGCUGGUGAAAGAGGGCCUCGCCACGGUACGGCGGGAAGGAAUCCGAGGCAACAAUCCGGACCAGGCCAGACUGUGCGAGACGGAGGACCAGGCCAAAGCGUCCAAGAAGGGCAUGUGGAGGGAAGGCGGUGGCGCGCACACCAUCCGUGACCUCAAGUACACCAUCGAGAACCCGCGCAACUUUGUGGACUCCCUGCACCAGAAGCCCAUCAACGCCAUCAUCGAGCACGUGCGUGACGGCAGUGUUGUGCGUGCCCUGCUGCUGCCCGACUACUACCUGGUCACGGUCAUGCUGUCUGGAAUCAAGUGUCCCACGUUCAAGCGGGAAGCAGAUGGCGCAGAGUCGCCGGAGUCCUUCGCCGCCGAGGCCAAGUUCUUCACAGAGUCCCGGCUGCUACAGCGUGACGUGCAGAUCAUCCUGGAGAGUUGCCCCAACCAGGUCAUCCUGGGAACCAUCAUGCACCCGAAUGGCAAUAUCACUGAAUUGCUGCUUAAGGAAGGCUUUGCCCGUUGCGUGGACUGGUCCAUGGCCGUCUACACACAGGGCGCUGAGAAACUUCGAGCUGCUGAACGAUCUGCUAAAGAGCGUAAAGUACGCAUCUGGAAGGACUACGUGGCACCCACAGCCAAUUUGGACCAGAAGGACAGACAGUUUGUGGCCAAGGUGAUGCAGGUGGUCAACGCCGAUGCAAUGGUGGUCAAGAUGAACUCAGGCGAGUACAAGACCAUCCACCUGUCCAGCAUCCGGCCCCCCAGGAUCGAAGGCGAGGAGAAGAACAAGGACAGAGACAAGCGCUUCCGUCCACUCUACGACAUCCCCUACAUGUUCGAAGCCCGCGAGUUCCUCAGGAAGAAGCUCAUUGGGAAAAAGGUCAACGUGACAGUGGAUUACAUCAGAGCCGCCACCGGCCCAGGAGAAAACACCCCGGCCUUCUCAGAGCGCACCUGUGCCACGGUCACCAUCGGUGGCAUUAACAUUGCAGAGGCUCUGGUUAGCAAAGGCCUGGCCACGGUCAUCAGGUACCGGCAGGACGACGACCAGCGCUCCUCGCACUACGACGAGCUGCUGGCUGCGGAGGCACGGGCCAUCAAGAACGGCAAGGGGCUGCACAGCAAGAAGGAGGUUCCCAUUCACAGAGUGGCAGAUAUUUCUGGGGAGACACAAAAAGCCAAGCAGUUCCUGCCCUUCUUGCAGCGGGCCGGACGCUCGGAGGCGGUGGUCGAGUAUGUCUUCAGCGGCUCCCGCCUUAAGUUGUACAUGCCCAAAGAGACCUGCCUCAUCACCUUCCUGCUUGCCGGUAUCGAAUGUCCACGCAGUUCCAGGAACACCCCUGGGGGCAUGCAGGUGGCGGAGCCUUUCAGCGACGAGGCCAUGCUGUUCACCAAAGAGCUGGUGAUGCAAAGAGAGGUGGAGGUGGAAGUGGAGAGCAUGGACAAAGCCGGCAACUUCAUCGGCUGGCUGCACAUUGAAGGGGUCAACCUCUCCGUGGCGCUGGUGGAGAAUGCCCUGUCCAAGGUCCACUUCACAGCUGAGCGCAGCAACUAUUACAAAACGCUGGUGUCGGCCGAGGAGGCGUGCCGACUGAGGAAGGAGAAGGUGUGGGCCAACUACGAGGAUAAGCCCAAGGAGGAAAUGGUGCAUAUGUCCGAGGAGAAGGAGCGCGUGGCCAAAUACAAGCCGGUGUACGUCACGGAAAUUACAGACAUGCUGCACUUGUACACCCAAGACGUAGAGACAGGAGGCCAGCUGGAAAGUCUGAUGGAGACCAUGAGGGGGGAGAUCGCUGCCCAGCCCCCAGUGGAAGGAUCCCACGCUCCACGCCGGGGCGACUUCUGCAUAGCCAAGUUCGCCGAUGGCGAAUGGUACAGAGCCCGUGUGGAGAAAGUGGAGUCGCCAGCCAAAGUGCACGUCUUCUACAUCGACUACGGCAAUAGAGAAAUCGUGUCGUCCACCCGCCUCGCCAUCAUGCCGCCCGCCUUCAGCACCAGGACGCUGCCAGCACAGGCCACAGAGUACACCUUCGCCUACAUCCAGGUGCCGCAGGACGAGGACGCCCGCGCCGACGUGGUGGACUGCGUGGUGCGCGACAUCCACAACAGCCAGUGCCUGCUUAACGUGGAGUACGCUGGCGUCACCUGCCCGCACGUCACAAUACAGUUCGGCGACACCAAGGACGACGUGGGCCUCGGCCUGGUCAAGGAGGGCCUGGUCAUGGUGGACGUGCGCAAAGAGAAGCACCUGCAGAAGAUGGUAAAGGAAUACAUGAACUGUCAAGAAUCUGCCAAGAGUGCCAGACUCAACAUUUGGCGCUACGGAGACUUCCGCGCCGACGACGCCGACGAAUUUGGCUACAGGCGCUAACAUCAACGCAGAAAAAGAAUUUUCACGAAAAAAAAAAAAAACAAAAUAAACAACCAUCCAAUCAAUGCCAUUCCAAAGACCAACAUGGACGUGGGGGGGCAUCGGUUGGCAUGGCGGGAGAGAGUGACUGACUGGACAGAAGAAUUCAAACUAAAAAAACGGGGGCGAGGCUCAUUCUUCCUUUUUAAUUUGUGAACGUCGUUAAAAAAAAAAAAAAAAAAGCAUGUUUGCGACGUCUCUGCACCCUUUCUGCGUGAUUUGAUAAUUCCGAGGCUUUUGAGCGACAGCCUGUCCUCCAAUUACUGCUUUUCUGCAAGGACAAAUGUUCUGUUUAUUUUUUAUUUGUAUUUUUAUUUUUGCGCUAACGAAGAAAACUUUGCUUUCCCUAGUGAACUUCCGUUUCAGUGAAUUUUGCGAUGAAACAAAAGGACGAAAAGGGCGAUUAUGUUUUUGUCAUGAAGUGUAAAACGUGUGUGACGGCGACAUUUCGCCAAGUUUUGUCGUCAAAAGUGACACGCACUUCCCAGGACAACGUGGCGCCGCAUUCUCCCGUCUUCUCUCUUCGUCUGUAAAUUUUCCAUUCUGUAGCGACGUUGGUGGGCUAGCCAUCUUUUCUGUCUCACAUUUGUCUCCUCAAUUCUAUUAAAAAGCUCAAUUAAAAACAACCCAGUGACGCCUUUUCA
Phyllopteryx taeniolatus (common seadragon) is the source of this 3561-nucleotide messenger RNA. RefSeq names its product staphylococcal nuclease and tudor domain containing 1 (gene snd1). Gene Ontology annotation, biological process: regulatory ncRNA-mediated gene silencing; mRNA catabolic process. NCBI's taxonomy places the organism in Eukaryota, Metazoa, Chordata, Actinopteri, Syngnathiformes, Syngnathidae. Gene Ontology annotation, molecular function: nuclease activity; RNA binding. Bases 152 to 2878 code for a protein of 908 amino acids. Gene Ontology annotation, cellular component: cytosol; RISC complex; nucleus. The record is from RefSeq and is a predicted model, not a curated record. The transcript is spliced from 24 exons.